Molecule: messenger RNA, 2212 nt
Organism: Antechinus flavipes (yellow-footed antechinus)
Lineage: Eukaryota; Metazoa; Chordata; Mammalia; Dasyuromorphia; Dasyuridae
Gene: CD247
Product: CD247 molecule
Exons: 8
Coding region: 122-619 (165 amino acids)
Biological process (GO): cell surface receptor signaling pathway
Cellular component (GO): membrane
Molecular function (GO): transmembrane signaling receptor activity
Source: RefSeq, a predicted model, not a curated record
UUCCUGAGGAGGCAGUCAGAAGAACAAAGCCUGCAGAGGUAGCUUUUCUCUUCAUCGUCCCAGACCCGGCUGCCAAUUGGCCUCCUGUCCCCCCCAGCACCAUCCUGGGGGAAAGAAAGAAAUGAAGUGGAAGGGGAUUGUUAUCGCUGCCAUCCUGCAGGCACAGGUCCCAAUUACAGAGGCCCAGAGUUUUGGACUGACUGACCCAAGACUGUGCUACCUUCUAGAUGGCAUCCUCUUCAUUUAUGGAGUCAUCAUCACCGCCCUGUUCCUGAGAGCAAAGUUCAGCAAAACUGCAAGAGUCGCCAGCUACCAACAGGACCAGAAUCAACUCUACAAUGAGCUCUCCCUAGGACGCAGAGAAGAAUAUGAUAUUUUGGAUAAGAGAAGAGGCCGUGACCCGGAGAUCGGAGGGAAACAGAGAAGGAAGAAUCCUCAAGAAGCAGUGUACAAUGCACUGCAGAAAGACAAGAUGGCAGACGCAUACAGUGAGAUUGGAGUGAAAGGGGAGAAACAGCGGAGACGAGCCAAGGGAAAUGAGACCCUGUACCAGGGCCUCAGCUCAGCCACCAAGGACACCUAUGACGCCCUCCACAUGCAGCCCCUGCCUCCUCGUUAACAGGAGACCCCCGCCGACGGACCUCCCGGGCAGCUCCGCAAGGACGUGGCAGUCACGACCGACCCCCAUCCAGCAACUUGUUUCCCAGCAACCCAAGCGAUCUCUUCUUAUCUGUGGGUGGAAUCUCAAGUUAAUAUUUGGCCAUGUCCAACUCCUUACUGCGGCGAGCUCGCCUUUGCAUCUUUCAGGGGAUUUCCAGCCUCAGGGAUUAUGGUUUCAUAGUAACAAUAGUAAUAGAAUACAUUUCUGAAAAGCACUCUUCUCACAAGCACCGUUCAGGGUUCAGGUAUCAUUCGCUCCCGGCAAGCCGAUCAAUCAAUCAAUCAGCAAUUAUUAAGCACCUAAUAGCCAAAGCAUCAGCUGGGCAGAGUGUUGGGCUAGGAGAACGGCUCUGGAGGAUUUGGGGUCUCCUGGCCCAGCCUCCGUCUCCAGGGCAGUCAGUUUUCCCUGGGACUGGAUGCUCAUACCUGUGCAGUGGAUGGAUGUCCCGCCCCACGGAGGUGCUGAUGUUGAAAGAGACUGCGCCGUCUCCCCCAUUAGAAUUUACCCAAAGUCCCCUUGACUUGACUCUUGCUGUAAAUGUUGCUUUUCUGCUUUGUUGCCUUCUCCCAUUUAAAUUUGUAUUGCUUCUCUCUUCCAAUUUUAAAGUGACUUGUCUGUCCUAAGGUCACAGAGAUAGACCUUAGAAGUCACCCAGUUGGACUCCUGCACUCGACAGAAUGAAAAAAUGGAAGCCCAAGAGAGUAAGAGACUUGCUUGAGAUUCCCCAGCUGGUAAAUGGCAGAAUCGAGAUUCAUACCUGGGUCCUGGGUCUUCCCAGGUUUCCUGUAAAAGUCCCUGCUGGAGGUUGGGAGUGGAUGUGGUCUGUGGCAAUGUGAGCGGUCUAAAUAGGACAGAAGGAUAAUAAACAAAUAAAUAAGUAAUAAAUAAAGAGGAUAAAAGUAGGUGGAGGGCUGGGAGAAGUUAUAGUGGCUUAGGCAGAAUCCUACAGGAACAGGAACAGGGCACGGAGGAGAAAAAUUAAGACCAUUAUUAGGAAGGCGGGGAUGUACAGCUGACAUCUCUUGGACUCAGGAAAAUUAAAUUGGGUGGUGGUACAAUUCUGGGGGAAAAAUUGGAAGAGGAACCAAUUGGAACCCGUGAGGACCGAGUUAGCUCCCUGGAUACCUUAGAGUCGGCCAGAGUCGGGAUAAGCAAAAGUCCUUGGUCUUUAGGAGUAGAAGUGAAGGGGGUGGACGCAGGAUCUCCACCAUCUCUCCUCUCUUUCUCCACCGUCAGAGUCCCUCUGCUCAUCUUACUCCACCCCCUAGUCCUUCCCACAAUUCUCUGUAUACACCAAAAGAUUGAGCCAGUGGGAAUAGUGGGAAGGGCCAUUUUCCAAGCGUAUGCUCAUAGAGGAUUGUCCAAUCAGUAUUUGGCCUUAAGUGCUCGGUUGUCCAAGUGCAUCUGCUCAGAGCUUCAGCCCUUUACAGGAACCAAUGUAAAGGACACUGCCAUAGAUGGGAAAUCUGACUCUUGGCCUUCUGGUUUUUAUUUAUACUUGUUGGCUGAAUCCAUGUGAUAUUUCUCCCCAAAUAAAUGUUUCAAUGAAAA